UAUUUGAACAUGCCUGAACCCGCAAAGUCAGCGCCGAAGAAAGGCUCCAAGAAAGCAGUGACCAAGACUGCUGGUAAAGGAGGCAAGAAACGCAGAAAGUCCAGGAAGGAGAGUUAUGCCAUCUACGUGUACAAGGUCCUGAAGCAGGUUCACCCCGACACCGGGAUCUCUUCCAAGGCCAUGGGCAUCAUGAACUCUUUCGUGAAUGACAUCUUUGAGCGCAUUGGUGGAGAGGCCUCCCGCUUGGCUCAUUACAACAAACGUUCCACCAUCACUUCCAGGGAGAUCCAGACCGCUGUGCGUCUGCUUCUGCCCGGUGAGCUUGCAAAGCACGCCGUCUCCGAAGGAACAAAAGCCGUCACCAAGUACACAAGCUCCAAGUAA
Alosa sapidissima (American shad) is the source of this 384-nucleotide messenger RNA. RefSeq names its product histone H2B-like. The coding region runs from base 10 to 384 and encodes 124 amino acids. Lineage: Eukaryota; Metazoa; Chordata; Actinopteri; Clupeiformes; Clupeidae. The transcript has a single exon. The record is from RefSeq and is a predicted model, not a curated record. Gene Ontology annotation, molecular function: DNA binding; structural constituent of chromatin; protein heterodimerization activity. Gene Ontology annotation, cellular component: nucleosome.